AUGAGCGCCAACGACUAUCGUCCGCUUCUGCGCAACGGCGCGGGGGGGAACAACGGCGACUCCCCGUUGGCCGGCGGUGACGUGGAGCUGGCUUCAGAUAAAAUCGAAUCUGCGGUGAUGGUGUCUCCCGCGACACCCACCGCGCUGCUUUCUCCACGAAGCAUGAAUUUCAGCGAGAGGGUUCCGCCCGAAUGGGCCGUGCUGUUGCUUGGAUGUGCGCUCGGCCUCGCCACAGGAGCCAGCGUCGUCCUUUUCAACUUGGCGGUUCACGGAAUCCACAACCUAGCAUGGGCCGGCACACCAGCAGAGGGAGCAGCGUGGCUGCGCGUGCAGCCCAUCACCACCACUUGGCACCGGAUCAUGCUCAUCCCCGUUAUGGGCGGGGUCGUUGUAGGCAUGCUACACGCCCUUGGCGGCAUCAUCGAACAAAGCCAAAGCCCAUCCCAAGCCCAGGGGCAGAGCCGCGGGGCAACCCUACGUUUAGAGCAGCAGAGAGGAAUAGACUGGGGAGCGGCUUUUACACCCGUAAUUCGAGCCAUUCAAGCAGCAGUAACCCUAGGCACAGGCUCUUCUUUGGGACCAGAAGGGCCGAGUGUGGACAUAGGCAAGGCCUGGGCAGAUGGAAUGGCGGAGAUUUUGAUGAAUACGCAUGAGAGGAAAACAGCUUUGGUGGCUGCGGGUGCAGCGGCGGGUAUUUCAUCGGGUUUCAAUGCGGCGGUAGCUGGGUGUUUCUUUGCCAUUGAAACGGUGCUACAGUCAGUUGCUUCGGAGAACGCGCCCCCGCUUACCACUGCCAUGAUCAUCCUCGCUUCAGUGCUCUCCUCUACAGUCUCUAACGUCGUUCUGGGUGAAGAGCCUGCGUUUACUGUGCCUGAAUACGAGCUGAAAUCGGCUGCCGAGUUGCCACUGUACCUGCUGCUCGGGAUGGUUUGUGGGGUUAUUUCCGUGAUAUUUACCCGGUUAAUCAAGUGGUCCACAGCCUUUUUCGACUUUCUCCGGGACCGCCUCGGCAUCCCGCCAGCUGUCACGCCGGCAUUGGGCGGCUUGUGUGUGGGGUUUAUAGCGCUACAGUACCCGGGUGUCUUGUACUGGGGUUUCAGUAACGUGAACGAGAUCUUACACUCGAGGGAGAGUGCAUCUGCCCCUGGUCCGAAACUGAUGACUCAGCUGAUAGCAGCCAAGAUCGUUGCCACGGCGCUCUGCAGAGGCUCGGGCUUGGUUGGGGGAAUCUACGCCCCGAGCCUGUUCAUAGGUUCGGCAGUAGGCUCGGUGUAUGGGUCACUGGCGGGUGCGGCUAUCCAGGCUGCCAUUCCCGGGAAGGCUGAGGUUGCGGCACCACAGGCAUACGCUUUGGUGGGCAUGGCGGCAAUGCUCGCCUCUGUGUGCUCUGUGCCCCUCACAUCCGUUCUCCUCCUCUUCGAAUUGACUAAGGACUACCGCAUCCUGUUGCCACUCAUGGGCGCGGUGGGGCUGGCCUACUGGGUCUCAUCAGUGGCCAAUCGCAAGAAGCCUGUUCUCUCUCACACCAAGCUCGCCCCCGGCUCUGCCGCAGCCUUUGCUGCUGCCGGCGGGCAUAGUGACUCAGCCCUCACACUCUACUCGCCCUUGGGCACAGCCAUGAACGGCCAUGCCUCUCACCACCAGACUCUAUCCCAUCUGCACGACCACCAUGAGCACCACCACUCGACGCAUUUCGGGGGCCCUCCUCUGUCCCCGACGCAGCUCAGGGCGUCUUCGUCGAUCUCGUGGCAUCGGGGGAGUGGUGGUGGGAGCAGUACGGGGGGUGGGAGUGGCGCAGAGGACGUGGAGUUGUGUGCGGUUGAGGGACGCCCCUUUCUCCAUCCCUCCCUUCCUCCAUCCCUCCCUUACUCCAUCCCUCCCUUCCUCCAUCCCUCCCUUCCUCCAUCCCUCCCUUCCUCCAUCCCUCCCUUCCUCCAUCCCUCCCUUCCUCCCUCCCUCCUCCAUCCCUCCCUUCCUCCAUCCCUCCCUCCUCCAUCCCUCCCUUCCUCCAUCCCUCCCUUCCUCCAUCCCUCCCUUCCUCCAUCCCUCCCUUCCUCCAUCCCUCCCUUCCUCCAUCCCUCCCUUCCUCCAUCCCUCCCUUCCUCCAUCCCUCCCUCCUCCAUCCCUCCCUUCCUCCAUCCCUCCCUUCCUCCAUCCCUCCCUUCCUCCAUCCCUCCCUUCCCCCCCUCCCUCCCUCCCUCCCUCCUCCAUCCUCCCUUCCUCCAUCCCUCCCUCCAUCCCUCCAUCCCUUCCUCCAUCCCUCCCUUCCUCCAUCCCUCCCUUCCUCCAUCCCUCCCUUCCUCCAUCCCUCCCUUCCUCCAUCCCUCCCUUCCUCCAUCCCUCCCUUCCUCCAUCCCUCCCUUCCUCCAUCCCUCCCUUCCUCCAUCCCUCCCUUCCUCCAUCCCUCCCUUCCUCCAUCCCUCCCUUCCUCCAUCCCUCCCUCCUCAUCCCUCCCUUCCUCCAUCCCUCCCUUCCUCCAUCCCUCCCUUCCUCCAUCCCUCCCUUCCUCCAUCCCUCCCUUCCUCCAUCCCUCCCUUCCUCCAUCCCUCCCUUCCUCCAUCCCUCCCUUCCUCCAUCCCUCCCUUCCUCCAUCCCUCCCUUCCUCCAUCCCUCCCUCCUUCCUCCAUCCCUCCUUCCUCCAUCCCUCCCUUCCUCCAUCCCUCCCUUCCUCCAUCCCUCCCUUCCUCCAUCCCUCCCUUCCUCCAUCCCUCCCUUCCUCCAUCCCUCCCUUCCUCCAUCCCUCCCUUCCUCCAUCCCUCCCUUCCUCCAUCCCUCCCUUCCUCCAUCCCUCCCUUCCUCCAUCCCUCCCUUCCUCCAUCCCUCCCUUCCUCCAUCCCUCCCUUCCUCCAUCCCUCCCUUCCUCCAUCCCUCCCUUCCUCCAUCCCUCCCUUCCUCCAUCCCUCCCUUCCUCCAUCCCUCCCUUCCUCCAUCCCUCCUCCAUUCCCUCCCUUCCUCCAUCCCUCCCUUCCUCCCUCCCUUCCUCCAUCCCUCCCUUCCUCCAUCCCUCCCUUCCUCCAUCCCUCCCUUCCUCCAUCCCUCCCUUCCUCCAUCCCUCCCUUCCUCCAUCCCUCCCUUCCUCCAUCCCUCCCUUCCUCCAUCCCUCCCUUCCUCCAUCCCUCCCUUCCUCCAUCCCUCCCUUCCUCCAUCCCUCCCUUCCUCCAUCCCUCCCUUCCUCCAUCCCUCCCUUCCUCCAUCCCUCCCUUCCUCCAUCCCUCCCUUCCUCCAUCCCUCCCUUCCUCCAUCCCUCCCUUCCUCCAUCCCUCCUCCAUCCCUCCCUUCCUCCAUCCCUCCCUUCCUCCAUCCCUCCCUUCCUCCAUCCCUCCCUAUCCCUCCCUUCCUCCAUCCCUCCCUUCCUCCAUCCCUCCCUUCCUCCAUCCCUCCCUUCCUCCAUCCCUCCCUUCCUCCAUCCCUCCCUUCCUCCAUCCCUCCCUUCCUCCAUCCCUCCCUUCCUCCAUCCCUCCCUUCCUCCAUCCCUCCCUUCCUCCAUCCCUCCCUUCCUCCAUCCCUCCCUUCCUCCAUCCCUCCCUUCCUCCAUCCCUCCCUUCCUCCAUCCCUCCCUUCCUCCAUCCCUCCCUUCCUCCAUCCCUCCCUUCCUCCAUCCCUCCCUUCCUCCAUCCCUCCCUUCCUCCAUCCCUCCCUUCCUCCAUCCCUCCCUUCCUCCAUCCCUCCCUUCCUCCAUCCCUCCCUUCCUCCAUCCCUCCCCUUCCUCCAUCCCUCCCUUCCUCCAUCCCUCCCUUCCUCCAUCCCUCCCUUCCUCCAUCCCUCCCUCCAUCCCUCCCUUCCUCCAUCCCUCCCUUCCUCCAUCCCUCCCUUCCUCCAUCCCUCCCUUCCUCCAUCCCUCCCUUCCUCCAUCCCUCCCUUCCUCCAUCCCUCCCUUCCUCCAUCCCUCCCUUCCUCCAUCCCUCCCUUCCUCCAUCCCUCCCUUCCUCCAUCCCUCCCUUCCUCCAUCCCUCCCUUCCUCCAUCCCUCCCUUCCUCCAUCCCUCCCUUCCUCCAUCCCUCCCUUCCUCCAUCCCUCCCUUCCUCCAUCCCUCCCUUCCUCCAUCCCUCCCUUCCUCCAUCCCUCCCUUCCUCCAUCCCUCCCUUCCUCUCCCUCCCUUCCUCCAUCCCUCCCUUCCUCCAUCCUCCCUCCCUUCCUCCAUCCCUCCCUUCCUCCAUCCCUCCCUUCCUCCAUCCCUCCCUUCCUCCAUCCCUCCCUUCCUCCAUCCCUCCCUCCCUCCAUCCCUCCCUUCCUCCAUCCCUCCCUUCCUCCAUCCCUCCCUUCCUCCAUCCCUCCCUUCCUCCAUCCCUCCCUUCCUCCAUCCCUCCCUUCCUCCAUCCCUCCCUUCCUUUCCAUCCCUCCCUUCCUCCAUCCCUCCCUUCCUCCAUCCCUCCCUUCCUCCAUCCCUCCCUUCCUCCAUCCCUCCCUUCCUCCAUCCCUCCCUUCCUCCAUCCCUCCCUUCCUCCAUCCCUCCCUUCCUCCAUCCCUCCCUUCCUCCAUCCCUCCCUCCCUCCUCCAUCCCUCCCUUCCUCCAUCCCUCCCUUCCUCCAUCCCUCCCUUCCUCCAUCCCUCCCUUCCUCCAUCCCUCCCUUCCUCCAUCCCUCCCUUCCUCCAUCCCUCCCUUCCUCCAUCCCUCCCUUCCUCCAUCCCUCCCUUCCUCCAUCCCUCCCUUCCUCCAUCCCUCCCUCCUUCCUCCAUCCCUCCCUUCCUCCAUCCCUCCCUUCCUCCAUCCCUCCCUUCCUCCAUCCCUCCCCUUCCUCCAUCCCUCCCUUCCUCCAUCCCUCCCUUCCUCCAUCCCUCCCUUCCUCCAUCCCUCCCUUCCUCCAUCCCUCCCUUCCUCCAUCCCUCCCUUCCUCCAUCCCUCCCUUCCUCCAUCCCUCCCUUCCUCCAUCCUCCCUUCCUCCUCCCUCCCUCCAUCCCUCCCUUCCUCCAUCCCUCCCUUCCUCCAUCCCUCCCUUCCUCCAUCCCUCCCUUCCUCCAUCCCUCCCUUCCUCCAUCCCUCCCUUCCUCCAUCCCUCCCUUCCUCCAUCCCUCCCUUCCUCCAUCCCUCCCUCCUCCAUCCCUCCCUUCCUCCAUCCCUCCCUUCCUCCAUCCCUCCCUUCCUCCAUCCCUCCCUUCCUCCAUCCCUCCCUUCCUCCAUCCCUCCCUUCCUCCAUCCCUCCCUUCCUCCAUCCCUCCCUUCCUCCAUCCCUCCCUUCCUCCAUCCCUCCCUUCCUCCAUCCCUCCCUUCCUCCAUCCCUCCAUCCCUCCCUCCUCCAUCCCUCCCUUCCUCCAUCCCUCCCUUCAUCCCUCCCUUCCUCCAUCCCUCCCUUCCUCCAUCCCUCCCUUCCUCCAUCCCUCCCUUCCUCCAUCCCUCCCUUCCUCCAUCCCUCCCUUCCUCCAUCCCUCCCUUCCUCUCCCUCCCUCCCUUCCUCCAUCCCUCCCUUCCUCCAUCCCUCCCUUCCUCCAUCCCUCCCUUCCUCCAUCCCUCCCUUCCUCCAUCCCUCCCUUCCUCCAUCCCUCCCUUCCUCCAUCCCUCCCUUCCUCCAUCCCUCCCUUCCUCCAUCCCUCCCUUCCUCCAUCCCUCCCUUCCUCCAUCCCUCCCUUCCUCCAUCCCUCCCUUCCUCCAUCCCUCCCUUCCUCCAUCCCUCCCUUCCUCCAUCCCUCCCUUCCUCCAUCCCUCCCUUCCUCCAUCCCUCCCUUCCUCCAUCCCUCCCUUCCUCCAUCCCUCCCUUCCUCCAUCCCUCCCUUCCUUCCUCCAUCCCUCCCUUCCUCCAUCCCUCCCUUCCUCCAUCCCUCCCUUCCUCCAUCCCUCCCUUCCUCCAUCCCUCCCUUCCUCCAUCCCUCCCUUCCUCCAUCCCUCCCUCCAUCCCUCCCUUCCUCCAUCCUCCCUUCCUCCAUCCCUCCCUUCCUCCAUCCCUCCCUCCUUCCUCCUUCCUCCCUUCCUCCAUCCCUCCCUUCCUCCAUCCCUCCUUCCUCCAUCCCUCCCUUCCUCCAUCCCUCCCUUCCUCCAUCCCUCCCUUCCUCCAUCCCUCCCUUCCUCCAUCCCUCCCUUCCUCCAUCCCUCCCUUCCUCCAUCCCUCCCUUCCUCCAUCCCUCCCUUCCUCCAUCCCUCCCUUCCUCCAUCCCUCCCUUCCUCCAUCCCUCCCUUCCUCCAUCCCUCCCUUCCUCCAUCCCUCCCUUCCCUCCAUCCCUCCCUUCCUCCAUCCCUCCCUUCCUCCAUCCCUCCCUUCCUCCAUCCCUCCCUUCCUCCAUCCCUCCCUUCCUCCAUCCCCCCUUCCUCCAUCCCCCUCCCUUCCUCCAUCCCUCCCUUCCUCCAUCCCUCCCUUCCUCCAUCCCUCCCUUCCUCCAUCCCUCCCUUCCUCCAUCCCUCCCUUCCUCCAUCCCUCCCUUCCUCCAUCCCUCCCUUCCUCCAUCCCUCCCUUCCUCCAUCCCUCCCUUCCUCCAUCCCUCCCUUCCUCCAUCCCUCCCUUCCUCCAUCCCUCCCUUCCUCCAUCCCUCCCUUCCUCCAUCCCUCCCUUCCUCCAUCCCUCCCUUCCUCCAUCCCUCCCUUCCUCCAUCCCUCCCUUCCUCCAUCCCUCCCUUCCUCCAUCCCUCCCUUCCUCCAUCCCUCCCUUCCUCCAUCCCUCCCUUCCUCCAUCCCUCCCUUCCUCCAUCCCUCCCUUCCUCCAUCCCUCCCUUCCUCCAUCCCUCCCUUCCUCCAUCCCUCCCUUCCUCCAUCCCUCCCUUCCUCCAUCCCUCCCUUCCUCCAUCCCUCCCUUCCUCCAUCCCUCCCUUCCUCCAUCCCUCCCUUCCUCCAUCCCUCCCUUCCUCCAUCCCUCCCUUCCUCCAUCCCUCCCUUCCUCCAUCCCUCCCUUCCUCCAUCCCUCCCUUCCUCCCUCCUCCAUCCCUUUCCUCCAUCCCUCCCUUCCUCCAUCCCUCCCUUCCUCCAUCCCUCCCUUCCUCCAUCCCUCCCUUCCUUCCUCCAUCCCUCCCUUCCUCCAUCCCUCCCUUCCUCCAUCCCUCCCUUCCUCCAUCCCUCCCUUCCUCCAUCCCUCCCUUCCUCCAUCCCUCCCUUCCUCCAUCCCUCCCUUCCUCCAUCCCUCCCUUCCUCCAUCCCUCCCUUCCUCCAUCCCUCCCUUCCUCCAUCCCUCCCUCCUCCAUCCCUCCCUUCCUCCAUCCCUCCCUUCCUCCAUCCCUCCCUUCCUCCAUCCCUCCCUUCCUCCAUCCCUCCCUUCCUCCAUCCCUCCCUUCCUCCAUCCCUCCCUUCCUCCAUCCCUCCCUUCCUCCAUCCCUCCCUUCCUCCAUCCCUCCCUUCCUCCAUCCCUCCCUUCCUCCAUCCCUCCCUUCCUCCAUCCCUCCCUUCCUCCAUCCCUCCCUUCCCUUCCUCCAUCCCUCCCUUCCUCCAUCCCUCCCUUCCUCCAUCCCUCCCUUCCUCCAUCCCUCCCUUUCCUCCAUCCCUCCCUUCCUCCAUCCCUCCCUUCCUCCAUCCCUCCCUUCUUCCUCCAUCCCUCCCUUCCUCCAUCCCUCCCUUCCUCCAUCCCUCCCUUCCUCCAUCCCUCCCUUCCUCCAUCCCUCCCUUCCUCCAUCCCUCCCUUCCUCCAUCCCUCCCUUCCUCCAUCCCUCCCUUCCUCCAUCCCUCCCUCCCUUCCUCCAUCCCUCCCUUCCUCCAUCCCUCCCUUCCUCCAUCCCUCCCUUCCUCCAUCCCUCCCUUCCUCCAUCCCUCCCUUCCUCCAUCCCUCCCUUCCUCCAUCCCUCCCUUCCUCCAUCCCUCCCUUCCUCCAUCCUCCCUUCCUCCAUCCCUCCCUUCCUCCAUCCCUCCCUUCCUCCAUCCCUCCCUUCCUCCAUCCCUCCCUUCCUCCAUCCCUCCCUUCCUCCAUCCCUCCCUUCCUCCAUCCCUCCCUUCCUCCAUCCCUCCCUUCCUCCAUCCCUCCCUUCCUCCAUCCCUCCCUUCCUCCAUCCCUCCCUUCCUCCUCCCUCCCUUCCUCCAUCCCUCCCUUCCUCCAUCCCUCCCUCCCUCCCCCUCCCUCCAUCCCUCCCUUCCUCCAUCCCUCCCUUCCUCCAUCCCUCCCUUCCUCCAUCCCUCCCUUCCUCCAUCCCUCCCUUCCUCCAUCCCUCCCUUCCUCCAUCCCUCCCUUCCUCCAUCCCUCCCUUCCUCCAUCCCUCCCUUCCUCCAUCCCUCCCUUCCUCCAUCCCUCCCUUCCUCCAUCCCUCCCUUCCUCCAUCCCUCCCUUCCUCCAUCCCUCCCUUCCUCCAUCCCUCCCUUCCUCCAUCCCUCCCUUCCUCCAUCCCUCCCUUCCUCCAUCCCUCCCUUCCUCCAUCCCUCCCUUCCUCCAUCCCUCCCUUCCUCCAUCCCUCCCUCCCCUUCCCCCUGCUCCCCCUUCCCCUCAGGUGGCUGCAGCAAUGAGCACCGCUGUCGUCUCAGUGGCUGCAGCAAUGAGCACCACCUUCGUGUCGGUGCGAGCCGAUGCAACAGUAAGAGAAGCCGUGCAGGCCCUCCUUGAAGGCCGAUCAGACUGUGCCAUGGUGGUGGAUGCAGAGGGGCUGCUGGAAGGCACGUUGGGCUCACAUCCAUUCGUUCCCUGCCCCCUUCACCCCACUCCUCCCCCCUCUCCCCAGGUGGCUGCAGCAAUGAGCACCACCUUCGUGUCGGUGCGAGCCGAUGCAACAGUGGCUGCAGCAAUGAGCACCACCUUCGUGUCGGUGCGAGCCGAUGCAACAGUAAGAGAAGCCGUGCAGGCCCUCCUUGAGGGGCGAUCAGACUGUGCCAUGGUGGUGGAUGCAGAGGGGCUGCUGGAAGGCACGCUCUCUCUGUCUGACGUGCACCGGGAGCUUCGCCGGUCCUCCAUCAUUAGUGCUGCCGGCACGGCCAGCCACCGAGGCUCGGCGAUCGCCGGACCUGGAGGCUCGGGCGGGAGUGUGAGAGGGUCGGUUGCGGGUGGGGUGGCUGGUGGUUCAGGAGGAGGGGGAGGAGGAGGAGGGGGGAGUCAUAGAGGUUCGGCAGUGUCGGUAGGGCUUAUGCCUGUGGGAGGAGUGGGAGGGGUGGGUGGAAUGGGAGGAUUGGAAAGGGCGCUGUCACACAGAGCAUCUGUUGCUGCCUCUGAACUGGCUCCUGGAGGCCUGGAGGUGCACGAGAUGCUGGUGGGAGCAGUGUGCACCGGCACAACAGCCCACGGAGACUACGACCUCGUCGUCUGCUUCCCAGACCAGACGCUGCGUGCCGCCCGCCACCUAAUGCUGCCGAGAAACCUCACGGUGUUGCCUGUGGUGUCUCGGUCCGGCAAGCGGUGGCAGGACCGGGGGAGGAAGCUGGUUGGGGUCCUGGAGGCAUCAGCUAUCCGUGCCACAUGCCAAGCGGAGGCAACUCGCCGGAUUUUGGGAGUACCGGAGGAGCCACAAGAAGCAUCACAUGCGCAAAAGUCCCCGUCGGAUAGCCCUCGCGAGCUGCGUCAGAUCUUCUUCAAGGCGGGUGUGCCCAUGACGCCCAAGGAGUACCUGUGGCCCCACCCUGUGGCUUCAGCGACAGAAAAAUCUGGAAAAACACCUGAGGGACCACCUCGGGUACGACCUGGUGUGGCACCUGACGACGAUUCGUCCAACCGCCCCGCGGCAGAAUCGUCUCGUAAAAUCAAGGACCCGUGGAGAUCGUCAGAGCUUCAUCCUGCCGUCGAUUCGCCGGAAUUGUCUGCUAAAACGAAGGACUCCAUAGCGGCUCCGGAAGCUGUUGCAACUGCUGCUGGUGGUAAGACCACGGACCCGCCUGGUGACAGCCCCGAUGCAGGAACACGGGGAGACAAAAGGACGGAGGGGGAGGGAGGGACUCUCUCGUCUAAAGCUCCCCCUUCUGGUAAACGGAGGUAUGGCAGCACGGUGAUGCUUCCCCGGUCCUUGUUCAGGAGGAGGGGGCGGGAUAGUCAGUCGGGGAAGGAACGUGAGUUUGAGAUUGGGUCGGGGGAAACUGUUGAGUUGCCUCAACAGGGGCGCGAGAUUGCGUCACGGGAAGGGAGAGGGGUUUCUGGAGGGGAUGCGGGUGAGGAAAUCCGUGCCGUUGGUGUCGGCGAGCAGUUGACGGCCGUUGAUCUUGGACUGGAGAAAGGAGGCGGAAGGGCGGCAGCGGGAGAGAGGAGGGCGGAGGGGGAGGGGAGCAGUGCGGGGGAGAGGGGAGGGAAGGCGGAAGGGGAGGUGCAACCGCCAGGUGGUUUUGUGAAGAAGGAGAAGGGGGCCUUAUCUGCUGAGAGUAAGGGGAGUGAGGAGAGUGAAGAGAGAGAGGAGGGAGAGGAGGGUGAGAAGAGAGAGGUGAUCCAUACUAAGGGCGAAGUCUUUGGAAGGGAGGGAGUCAGGGAAGGUGGAGGUGGAGAAUCAGGGAGGGAAGCAGGAGAAGGACGGGGAGUGGUGCGAGGGCAAGAGGAGAGGGUUGGUACGGCUGGUAAGGCGGAGAGGGCGGAAGGCUCAAUGGGAGUGAUGACGCUGAGGCGCAUGAAAGACGCACUGAGAAGCAUGCUGUGGCUGCAACGGGUGCAGCAGACACGUACUCGUGCACCAGUCACUGUCUCUGCUGCUGCCGGUGGCAGUGCUUCUGCCUCUGCUGCCAGGACCCCCCCUCGCCUUGACCUCUCUGCUGCUCCUCCGUCCCCUGCUGCGGAAGCUGCUGAGAAGCUUCGGGAGCGGGCGCGACGGAUGGGGAUAAGGCGUCAGGCGCAGUUUGAGGCAAGGGGAGCGCAGAUGGGGAAGACUGAGAGGGAGGAGCAGGUGGAGGGGGUGUUUACAGCUGCAGAGAGGGAGAAAAUGAGGGACACGCAAGGUAGCAUUCAACAGGCAACCAAGGCACUCAAGGGAAGGUCGUCUAGCCUUGGAAGUCGGGGAAAUCGGGAUGAGAUGGUUAAGUCGGAUGAGCCAGUGGGUGUUGGGCCGGUUUUGAGUGGACGGGAGUUGAAGCAGAUGAAAGGGACGCAAGAGAUGGUGAAGUCUGCUUCUUGGAACCUGAAGUGGGACGCUGAGGAGUUCAGAGAAGAGUAA
Molecule: messenger RNA, 10953 nt
Organism: Closterium sp. Yama58-4
Lineage: Eukaryota; Viridiplantae; Streptophyta; Zygnematophyceae; Desmidiales; Closteriaceae
Source: the annotation of a GenBank genome assembly